This is a messenger RNA of Acanthamoeba castellanii str. Neff, 2406 nucleotides long. Its product is annotated as vacuolar proton ATPase, putative. Gene Ontology annotation, cellular component: vacuolar proton-transporting V-type ATPase, V0 domain; vacuolar proton-transporting V-type ATPase complex. Bases 1 to 2406 code for a protein of 801 amino acids. The record is from RefSeq and is a predicted model, not a curated record. Lineage: Eukaryota; Discosea; Longamoebia; Acanthamoebidae. Gene Ontology annotation, molecular function: ATPase binding; proton-transporting ATPase activity, rotational mechanism. The transcript is spliced from 9 exons. Gene Ontology annotation, biological process: proton transmembrane transport; vacuolar acidification.
AUGGGAGAGCUCUUCCGUUCGGAGCCUAUGCAGCUCGUCCAGCUGUUCAUGUCGCUCGAGGCAGCGCGUGACACCGUGGACGAGCUCGGUGAGAUCGGUCUCAUCCAAUUCAAGGAUCUCAAUCCUGAGGUAAAUGCCAUCCAGCGUAACUUCGUGGCCGAGGUCAAGCGCUGCGACGAGAUGGAGCGCAAGCUCCGCUUCUUCGAGGACCAGAUUGAGAAGCAGAACUUCGCCGAGGAGGAGCUUGAACACCUCCAGCUCGGGCUCAGCAUCGGCUCGUCGAAGAAGACUCUCGUCCCCGAGAUGGACGAGCUUGAGGCCCGCUUCGAGGACCUCGAGAAGGAGCUUACUCAGAUGAACAGCAACCAGGAGAAGCUGAAGCGCAACUACAACGAGCUCAUUGAGCUCAAGCACGUGCUCGAGAAGGACAGCGUGUUCUUCGAGUCGUCCGGCGGUGCCGAGAGGGACCGCUACGACGAGGAGGCCGACGUCGGCAGCAGCGAGGUGGCCGGCCUUACCUCGUUCGGCGUCAAGCUGGGCUUCGUCACCGGUGUCGUCGAGCGUUCCAAGAUGGUCACCUUCGAGAGGGUGCUCUGGCGCGCCACCCGCGGUAACUUGUUCAUGAGGACUGCCCCCAUCGAGGAGCGCAUUGAGGAUCCCAAGACCAACGAGUUGGUGGACAAGCUUGUCUUCAUCAUCUUCUUCCAGGGUGACCGUGCCGAGUCCAAGGUCAAGAAGAUCUGCGAGUCCUUCGGCGCCAACCUCUACCCGUGCCCCGACAGCGCGCAGGAGAGGCGUGAGAUGUUCAACCAGGUGGAGACCCGCCUCGACGACCUCGACGUCGUGCUCGAGAGGUCGCUCGACCACAGGAAGAAGGUCCUCCUCGACAUCGCCACCCACAUCGAGGACUGGAAGACCCAGGUCGUCAAGGAGAAGUCCAUCUACCACAACAUGAACCUCUUCAACUACGAUGUCGGCCGCAAGUGCCUCAUCGCCGAGGGCUGGUGCCCGCUCACCGCCACCGAGGACAUCCAGGACGCCCUCAAGCGCGCCAACGAGCGCUCCGGCACCCUCGUCCCCUCCAUCGUCAACGUCGUCAAGACCAGGGAGCAGCCGCCCACCCACUUCAAGACGAAUAAGUUCACCAAGUCCUUCCAGGGCAUCGUCGAUGCCUACGGUAUGGCGCGCUACAGGGAGGUCAACCCUGGUGUGUUCACCAUCGUGACCUUCCCCUUCCUGUUCGGUAUGAUGUUCGGUGAUGUCGGCCACGGUAUCAUGCUCUUCAUCUUCGCCGUGUACCUGUGCAUCAAGGAGGACACCUUCUCCAAGAUGAAGCUCAACGAGAUGGUCAAGACUUGCUUCGACGGUCGCUACCUGCUGCUCCUCAUGGCCCUCGGUGCCAUCUACUGCGGUGCUCUCUACAACGAAGUCUUCUCCGUCCCGCUCGACAUCUUCGGCUCGCGCUGGCAGUACUUCGAGGGCGAGCAGUUCGCCGAGUGGACCAACCCCGGUAUCGCCUACCCGUUCGGUGUCGAUCCCGCGUGGAAGGGUGCCAAGAACGAGCUGCUCUACUACAACUCGAUCAAGAUGAAGCUGUCCAUCAUCUUCGGUGUCACCCACAUGGUCUUCGGUAUCCUCCUCUCCGCGCUCAACGGCAUCUACUUCAAGAAGCCCUACAACAUCUGGUUCGAGUUCGUGCCCCAGCUUUGCUUCAUGAUGUCCAUCUUCGGCUACAUGGUGUUCCUCAUCUUCUUCAAGUGGAGCUACGAGUUCUCGGCGCCCCAGGACGCCCCCAACUUGCUCAACCUCAUGAUCAGCAUGUUCCUCAAGCCCUUCAAGCUCCAGCCCAUCGACGAUCUCUUCCCCGGCCAGCUCUACCUCCAGUGGGUCCUGAUCGCCGUCUGCGCCAUCUCCGUCCCCAUGAUGCUCCUCCCCAAGCCCCUGCUCCUCAGGCGCGACCACAAGCGCGGCUACAAGCGCCUUGCCGAGUCUCACGAGGAGGACGGUGAUGAGGAGGAAGAGGAGUUCGACUUCAACGAGAUUUUCAUCCACCAGAUCAUCCACACCAUCGAGUUCGUGCUCGGAGCCAUCUCCAACACCGCCUCGUACCUGCGUCUGUGGGCCUUGUCGCUCGCCCACUCCGAGCUCGCCACCGUGUUCUGGGAGCGCGUGCUCGUCCUCACCCUCGAGAAGAACAACUUCUUCCUCAUCUUCGUCGGCUUCGCCAUCUGGGCCGGCGCCACCUUCGGUGUGCUCUUGGUUAUGGAGUCGCUCUCUGCCUUCCUCCACGCCCUCCGUCUCCACUGGGUCGAGUUCCAGAACAAGUUCUACAUGGGUGAUGGCUACAAGUUCCAGCCGUUCUCCUACCAGCAGAUCCUCUCCGGCGAGGAGGAGGGAGGCCUCUAA